AUGGAAAAUCCUCGAGAACGAAGACAGGCUUUAGGCUGUAAACGAGCUCAUUUUUCUCUGAAACCUAACUUAAGUCAGCCUACUGUGUGUUUGGAUCCGAGUUUAGACAAGGAUAUAUUGAAAGAUCAGCUUUUUACCGUGCGUUUGUAUUUUUAUAUAGAUGCCAAAAGAGAAAUAGGGAAACAGACAGGUGCUGGUUUGAUGGAUUUGGUUCAGAAUGUUCAGUCUGUUGCUGCAAGGCCUUGUCGUCCUGGAAUAUUAAAGUUUGAUGAAUGGAGAUCGGUUAAGUACAAGCAUCACUAUUCUACUGCUAUGUCGCCUUUUAACAGCUUUGAAAAGAAAAUUCUCAGUCCACUUUGUGGCUCAAAACAAGAAAAAUCUUACCAGAAUGUUGAACUACACGAGAAAGAGUUGGCCAGUGAGUCAAGAAAGGCGAUAACAUACGCUAUAUGCUCUCUAGGCUUAGUGACCAACGCAAAGAACAAGGUUUAUGAACUUCUGGAUGAUUUGCUUAGCAGUAAUUAUGAUGGGGAUGAAGCUGCCAGUCUCCUACAAGAGUGCUUGCAGAUCAAAUCUAUUGAUCUGGAGAAAGUAUUCCUUUCUGACUUGAAAGAUAUUUGGAGGAUAGAUUUGAGGGCUUCUAGCGAAAACUCUGAUGUAGUAAGUGAUCUGUUUUCAACUGAUGAUAUUGACAGAUCACCAUUGAGAAAUGCAUCUGCUAUUGAUAGUAUUAGUAAACAAUCUAAUCAGGCUGAAAGUUCAGCUGAUCAUUUAUCUUCCAUACCUCCAAGAAAUCCAUUAGCUUCAAUGUCACUGCAAAAGAAACAGAUGUUGCAUUCGGAUCCACAAACAGAUCAUUUUUCAAUUGAUAAUAUUGAUCAAGCACCUGGGAAAAAUGCGUCUUCUAUUGAAAGUAUCAAUAAACAAUCUAGUCAAGUUGACAUAGAGAAAGAACAGAACAUAUCUCACUUGUUAAGGUCUCCAUUAUUAGAAUCAAAUCAAACUAAAGCUGCUAAUGCAAGUUCCAAGCUAGAUGGGAGAGAUUUUGCUGGUCUCUUAGAUAAAUUUGUAAACGAUAAAGUAAGGAGAUUUGAUUCUGGUAUUAACAUUGUCUCAAGUGGAUCUCAGGCUGACUUGGAGAAUAACAGUUUAAGUAGGCCUGAAAUUUAUAUAGAUAGUUAUACGGUCAAACCAAAUGAAUUUGGUGGAAGGGCGGAUGAUAUACCUGUGGAAGUAGCGGUUUCUGUUCAGACCAAACUUCAUGUGAAAGGCCCAACUGUUGAUAACUCGUAUACCAUUCAAAGAGAGACAGUGGUUGCAUAG
Messenger RNA from Durio zibethinus, 1323 nucleotides. Lineage: Eukaryota; Viridiplantae; Streptophyta; Magnoliopsida; Malvales; Malvaceae. The record is from RefSeq and is a predicted model, not a curated record.